This is a messenger RNA of Saccostrea cuccullata (small rock oyster), 1772 nucleotides long. RefSeq lists its product as uncharacterized. Bases 58 to 1134 code for a protein of 358 amino acids. Lineage: Eukaryota; Metazoa; Mollusca; Bivalvia; Ostreida; Ostreidae. The record is from RefSeq and is a predicted model, not a curated record. The transcript is spliced from 6 exons.
UCGAAUUUUCUCUAUUACAUUCCAGGAAUCAUUCCAUGGUUCUUAUCACAUGAAAUCAUGGACGAUGAUGAAGUUCCUCCUCUGGAGGAUAUGUCAGAAAUCUUACAACAAGCAGAGGUCAUCAGGUCAAAGGUGAAUAGUUCACAGGGUAAACAGUCUGUUGACCCCAGCCUCAGGAGAGCAGUUCCACAGAAUGGUCAGGAUACUAAGAAACCAAAAGAAAAAUCAUCAGAUACUCAAAAGGUGAAAUCAGUUGAGAAAAAUGUGAGCAGUACACCUUCAAAAUCUUCUUCAUCCAGUUUUGGGGGGUUCAAAAAAGGAUUUUUAUUCGGAGGAAACAGUUUUUCAAAGUCAAACUCAAAAGCGACGAGUUCGUCUCCCUCCGGAUCAGGUGCCAGGAGUUCAUCUGACCUUCCUUAUAUAACAAAGAAGUCUACCAGUGAAAGUCGUACACUCCCAGAGGUUCAACAAACAUUGUCUGCAGAGGCUCAGAAAAUAGCACAAAACAAAGACGAGUGGUUGACUGAUGGCCUGAUGAAGAAGAUUGAGGCUAAUGAUGCGCUGUUUAAGAAGCUGGGAGAUCCCCGGUAUGUGGAGGCCGUCAAUCACUUCCAGACAGACCCAGUCAGAGCCAUGGAGCAGUACAAAGACAACAAGGAAAUCCAGGAAUUCCUCACCUCAUUCUGCAAAGUCAUGGGUGAACAUUUUACUGGCCUGGCUAAUCAACAAGACAAAGCAGCCAAACCCAGUAAACCAGCUCCUCCACCCAGUAAAAUUGUGGAGCUCAACUCAGACUCGGAAGUCAACAGGGCAAAGACUACACCCUCCCACACCGUCAACCCUAACAGGUCAGAGACUGUGUACACAAGGUCACCGGCAGAGGGCGCUGAUCUGUCAGUCAGGAGCUCCACCAAUCCUAACCAGGCUACUGCAGAGGAUGAGAGGAGAAUGCAGGAGAUUCUAGCCAAUCCAGAGAUCCGUAACAUUCUUAUGGAUCCACAGAUAAUGAAUCUGAUUGAGACUCUGAAGUUUAAUCCUGAUGAAGGAGCCAGGAUUCUACAAAACUCUGACCUUGAAUUGAGAGGGAAAGUCAACAAGUUAGUAGAGUGUGGACUUCUGCAGUUCCAGGGCUAGAGAGAGAGAGAGAGAGAGAGAGAGAGAGAGAGAGAGAGAGAGAGAGAGAUUCAAUCUAAUAAUUUACUGUUUGCUCCAUCUAGCUUGUGCAACACAAGAUGGAUCAGAGGAUCUGAUUUUGAUCAAAUUGGAGAGAAUGUUAUAAAUGGUAAAUGAUAUUAAUGUACACCACAAAAGAUGAAUUAAUGCUACUGUUGUUUAUCUGACUUGUGAACAAACUAUUUUUUAUGCAUACUGUAAUAUUUAUGUUUAAUAUUUUAUUUAUUUACAAAGAGGAUCAGAGUUUUUUGAUUUACCUGACAUUAUUAUUUGCAGAGAACAUGUAGAAAUAUGUGAUUUCUUUUGUAAUUUUCGACUAUAUUUUAUCUCAAAAGUUUUCAUAUAUGCAGCCAGGUAAUAUGUUUUAAAUACCCAGUAAUUAUAGCUAUGUUUUAUUUGUUCAUUCAACAUUCAUUUGAUUUUUUUAUACAGUUUAUUUCUUUAUUCAUUGGACUUAAAACAUCACGUAAAAUUAGUUUUUGUAUGAAAAACUGAUGUAGUAUAAGGCAGAAAGAGUUAUUGUUCUUUAGGCAUAUGAUUCCGUCCAGUUGACAUUUCACCAGAUUCUGAUUAAACAAUUUUUCUUUUGCAAUCACUUG